AUGACCGGGGCCUUGGGGGACUGUGAUCUACUUGGCGAUCAAAGGGCAUGCUUGGCUCACAAUGAUGAGGUGACUCUGGGCGUCAACGGUGUCCCUUCUUCUCUUUCAGAGCCCACAGUGCUCGAGGGCCGAAGUGGGCUGAAUGUUGAGAAAAUCAAUGAGCCACUGCAGAACUCCUUGUCCGGAACUGCACAAGGUCCGAUCAAAUGGAUACCAGCUGCUAGCAAACCCACCGCCACCAUUGCCCUCCCGAGGCGGACGAAGAAACCCGCGAGCAUCAGAACGGACACCGCCUCUUCAGACGAGGAGCCUCUGGUUGAUACGACUGCCGCAUUGGCCUUGCACUCCAAGAAAACCGCUCGCUUGCAACGGAGACAUCAGAAGAAGCAGUCGGCGCGGAAAGUCCACUCGGACAUUCAGUCGCUGCUUGACUUUCCAUCGGAGUUGCUGUUGCUGAUGCUCAGUUUCUUACAGCCCAGCGACAUAUACAGCCUCCUCCGUCUCAACCGCUCUAUGCGAAGAUUCAUUCUGGACAACGAGACUGCCAUUGCCGACAGCAUCAUGUACCGCCGCUACUGGGUCCUACGUCAAUGCUUCCCACUGCCCGUGAUGCUGGACAGAGUCUCCGAUGCCGCCCGUCCAGCGCUCCUGAGCCAGCAGUGGCAAGACCGUCUGAAGAUACACAAGAAUCCCUACCAGCAUAUCAAGCAAAUCGACCCCUCAUUCGUCUGUACCUGCAUGAGCUGUGUCCUGGCCUGGAACAAUCUGUGCAUCAUCCUUGACCUUGCGCACUGGCAGCCAAACUUCGACAAUCGCGAACCUCUUCCCAUUAUCCCUCGCGGUCGGAACCCCGAGUGGAAUGUUCAGUUACUGGAGAAAAACGCUCAAAUUGUCACGAAGGCCAUGCAGAGCUCGCUUACACACGCGCGUAUACUCCAAAAACACCUCGCCGUCACUACACGCACGAUUCUGCGCUCGGGGAGAUGGCGGAGGAAGGGUGACAAGACAACGCCGGCGCCGUCUCAAAGACCGCGCCUCUACCACCUCACGGACGAGGAGGCCGCGGCGGGGACGGAUGAAUUUCUCGAGCGAAGUGGACCACCCAGCUACCAGCCAAUCUAUAUGCGUGACAACUACUACAGUGUCGAAGCGUUUGUCCCCAAUCGCAAAUGGGAUCGGGAUGAACAGCGGUGGCAGUAUUAUUCGAAAUGGCCGAAGCCGCAUGAAAAUGAUCUCGCCUGGCUCGUGGCAAGGUUUACGCCGUCAGAGUGA
Molecule: messenger RNA, 1272 nt
Organism: Capronia epimyces CBS 606.96
Lineage: Eukaryota; Fungi; Ascomycota; Eurotiomycetes; Chaetothyriales; Herpotrichiellaceae
Exons: 1
Coding region: 1-1272 (423 amino acids)
Molecular function (GO): protein binding
Source: RefSeq, a predicted model, not a curated record